AUGGCAGGUCUACGUGCUCUUAAGAAGUCACUAAAGGCAUCAGAAAGGUAUUAUGCAGCAAAGGAAGCUGCUGGUGGGACGUCAUCAAAGGACAGGCCAGAUGCCGAUUUCCUGAAGGAGCUGAGGAGCAUCCCCAGGAUUGCACCAUCCAUUCGUCGAUCACAACAGCCAGGAACCGAAAAAACAACGGCUCCUAUCCAUCACUCUGCCAAUGAUCCCAAUGAGUACACAUCAUCGUUCAAUCCACUCGAAGAGUUCGGAUCGUCUUUCCCUGACCCACCCUCACCAUAUUUGGGAACCAUCCCCAUUGGCCUGGACACUACGGUCGAACGAGUCAUCUGCACGCCUCUGGAUGCACGCUGGUCUAAGCAUGCUUUAAAGCGCAAAAGACAGCAUGUGUGUUGGGACAAUAUUGUCCUUCCACAGCUCAUACCUGUGUACACUCGGUGGGAGCGUUUGCAUUAUUCUGGCAUGAAGGCGACACCUAGAGCGGAUCCUUGCAACUGUGAAGGCAGCCACCAAGCACUCAAAGUCGUUUGCAUGCAGUUUGACCGCAAAGAUGAGGUUGACCUCAUGGUUUGCAAUGCCCGCCCCACUUGGCAUCAGCAAAAAAUUCUCGUCAAACUAGGGAUGUUCCCAUGUGCACCAUGUCAUCCUUCACUGGCUGUAAGCAUCGAUGUAUUAGAAUGGGUCUCACUUUUGUCCACCUUUACUGCCCUGAACAACUGCGCAUGGGCAGCUACCAUGCAAAUCGUACUUCAAAGGCACAGUUUCCAUUUCGAUGCUAAGGAUUCUCUACGCAGACGUUUUACGAAUGCCCUUAAAUAUUACCAGAGCCUCAAAUCCUUAGUCCAAGCGGAGCUCAUCCAUUUGGCACAAACACAUAUGCCUCCAUCUCAACGUCUGUCCAUGAUACUGCAAUUGCAGGAGAACGAUCUAGACACCGAUGCUGGCCCAUCUGUCUCAUCUCUCAACUCACCACACCCAGGCAAUACCCAAAAUGGGACUAAUUUCAACGCUAAGACACCGAUCAACCAUCGCAUGUAUGAGAAUGCUCAUCAUAUUCCAAGUCAAGGCACUCCCAAAGCUGAUGAUCAGCCUAGUUCCUUCCUUCAUUCUCGGUGUCCCCUCUGUUUUGGUGGGUCUCACACAAAAGCAGAGGAUGUACAGGUCAUCGUCUGCUGUGAUGCAAAUUUUCAACUAAAGCGGAUCAAAGACCAGGAUCGUUGGCACGGAAUGGAGGGGAACAUUGGUUCGAAGGAUCCUAUGUUUACUUCACCGAGGACUGUAUUUCUCUCUGAUGACUUUGUUCAGUCAUGGAAAAACCGUGUAGAGACCAUUCGCCCUCCUAAAAGGACCUCUAAGAAACGCAAGGAGCAGGCAGGGGAGAUGGUGGAUAUUGAACAUGCUCCAAAUGAUGUGGAUGACAGGAGAGAGUUGAACUUGCCUGUUCCAAACUCCACAUAUGAUGCUUGUUCCGAGUCUUUCAUUGCUGCUGAUGGCGAGCGCAUCAAGGCAUCGACAGAUUACUUUGCAAACACCGGAGUCAUGGGGAUUCUCUGUCGUCAUGAUAUACCUCUAUUCCUUGUGAACAUCCAGACAGCGGGUGAGAAACAACACUACCUAUUUGCACUCAUUGCAAAGUUCUUUGAACAUGUCCCAGACUGGUGGCAGGUUGGAAUAUUGUAUGACAUAGGGUGUCAGGGAGACCGUACCCUGAGGAAAUACAACAUUGCACCUGAGUGGCAAUCCCAAAUUGCGUGGGGUGUCUCCAUUUUUCACGCAUAUGGUCAUCAAUAUGCCUGUCAACUUUGGUACCAUCCACGUAAAUCAAAGCCCCGGGGGCUCACGGAUGGUGAAGGUUGCAAGAGGGUAUGGAGCCAACUACAACAGUUGAUACCGGGUCUUCGAGUUACUGGUCAUUAUCGCCGCCUCUUUCUAAUUGAUCUGCAGGUUGAGCACAUCGAGUCUAUGAAACUACCUGACAUUGGCAAAUGGCUUAGAGAUCACCUGAGGAGGGCCAGGGAGCGACUUGAUGUGGCUAUUGCUCGUUUGGAGAACAAUGGCAUUUCUGCCCCUGAUCUGCUGGCACAGUUUGAGGACCAGCGAUGUUAUUACAGCAAACCUUUGGAGUGCCAAUCAAAAACAGCGGCCCAGAAGCUAGUGGAUUGGGUUAUGUCAUUGAAGGCAGAACUAAGGACCCAAGAGACUCUCUAUGAAGAACUUAUCCAUACACGGCCUGGAGAUGACGAUCUUGUUCAUCAGCUUGAGUUGCAGCAAUUCAUGGAGAGGGUGGCCAAAGAAAUUCUAAGGUUGAAGGGUUUACUGGCCACAAACAUGCAUAAGCUUGGAGCACAGGGUGAUGCUACCUUGGAAGAGUUGGAGAGGCUGAAGAAGGAUGAGUGGACCAAUGAACUCAUCAAUUUUCGGGUUCUCAGGGAUCAACUUAUUCGGAAAUUGCGCUCAAGACGGUUUGAACUUAGUGUGCUCGAUCACUCGAAGGCUUGCACCAUUGACCAAAAUGUCAAGGCUCAUGUUGAGAAGGCAGCAAAGAGUCGAUUGUCUGCCAUCGAUAUUACACUGCAAAAAUAUAAUGAAAAGCUGGAGCUUUUACGGAGGCUACAGCAUACUUCUCCUGCCCAUCACAAUAAACACAUCCCACCUUUGCUCACCUGUGACACUGUCCUUCAGCUGGAUGUAGAUCAAGAUCUUUGGCAAGAGUUCUUUGACCAUGAUCCUGGGGAGGGUGAGCUUCCGAAAUGGAUGACAGAUUCCGGUGUUCGUGGGAACAUUCCCUAUGCCCAGGAAAUGGACAAUUGUCAGUCUGAGAUUUGUAGACUCACAGCAGAGCAUGCUAACCUCCGGCAGUGGUUGGCCGAGGAGUAUGCUGCUUAUUCCUCACUUUUUCAGUCCUGCCAAGAAAAGGGUAGUGUUGACAUUGCUUUUCUUGCUCUCAACUGGCUGCAUGAACUUCAUGACCUCUCAAUUCCAUGGCAGAAUCACACUCAAAAUGUCCCUUGUCCACUCAAUGCACUAAUGUGGCUGGACACCACCCCCCAAUGUCAAAGGAGGAUUUUUGUCGCCACCAUCAAGAUGUCCAACACACAGGCAUUUGGUACCCUGAUGCUGAUGGUUCGGAGGCAAAUGGUGGCAGUGAUAGUGGCAAUGAGGCAAGUCAAGAUGAUGAUGAGGAUGGUGAGAUAG
This is a messenger RNA of Cantharellus anzutake, 3204 nucleotides long. RefSeq lists its product as uncharacterized. NCBI's taxonomy places the organism in Eukaryota, Fungi, Basidiomycota, Agaricomycetes, Cantharellales, Hydnaceae. The record is from RefSeq and is a predicted model, not a curated record. The transcript has 2 exons. Bases 1 to 3204 code for a protein of 1067 amino acids.